Molecule: messenger RNA, 2314 nt
Organism: Alternaria rosae
Lineage: Eukaryota; Fungi; Ascomycota; Dothideomycetes; Pleosporales; Pleosporaceae
Product: tripeptidyl-peptidase sed4
Exons: 2
Coding region: 464-2209 (581 amino acids)
Biological process (GO): proteolysis
Molecular function (GO): serine-type endopeptidase activity; tripeptidyl-peptidase activity
Source: RefSeq, a predicted model, not a curated record
UGAACCUCCUUGGUAUACAUUCUAUCGCGUUUGCAGCUCUAGUGAUCCAAGAAUACAAUCAGAGCUAGGCAAAUACCUCUGCGUCCCAUCUAGCUCCAGCGAUACGAGACCAUGCGGGUGCUCGGAAUCUUGAAAUACGAGUAUUUUCCGCACCACCCAUGCCGCAGCAAUAUCGCCCGCUCUUGGUCAUCCGCGAUGCUUGUUGUCAAUGCUUAGCAUUAUCCCUACCGGGAUGGUAGAAAAUUGCCAUAUGUCACACUAGGAAGGUCCUCAGAUGGCACCGUAUUGGAGGUGAUGACGGUCGAGGGUCGACGCUCGCCAUGAUUCAUUGCAUCAUGCUGUCUUUGCAUUUUUCAUCUCGUCUCGCGCGCUCAUAAGUCUGCGAUACUCUGCUGAUUUGCUCUCGUAUGUAAUCGAAACAUCAACUCUUCCUCUUUCAUUUCAAUUCAUUGUUGGCUGCAUCAUGAGAUUGGGCUCAACUCUUAUCUCGAGCGCGACCUUUCUGGGCGCCUUUGCUCGGUCGGCGGCACAAGACAAUGCUGCACAUGAGAGUGUUGUAGAGCUUCCAGACGGCUGGAAGUCUGUUGGUGAAGCCGAUGGUUCCCUACCGCUAACGCUGUCAGUCGCUCUAAAGCAGCCUCGCAUGUCGGAGCUGGAAGCACAUCUCCAAAACCUAAGCGAUUCAUCGCAUGCAAAGUAUGGUGCACAUUUAUCUCGGGACGAAAUAAGCAACUUUCAGCAGCCAGACCAAGACGGUCUUGACGCUGUGCGUUCAUGGCUCAAUGCCAACGGAGUACCAUUCUCAGUUGAAGGGUCGUGGCUACGAAUCAACACUACCGUUGACACAGCGAGCAACCUCAUCGACGCUGAUUUCGGUCGCUACCAAUAUAACGAUGAUAGUCCUGUUCUACGCGCGACAAAGUACAGCCUCCCCAGCGAGGUAGCGGACUACGUUGACUUUGUCUACCCCGUCACCCAAUUCAUCCGCAAGCCUUCCAAGAAAGCGCUUUCAUCAUUAGAAUCACACUACGAGAAGAGACAGGAUUCAUCACCGCAAACCUGCCCAGACGGAAACACAACACCCGACUGCAUCAUGUCCAUCUACAACAUCAACUACCAGAUCCCCGACACCGACUCCCCCGUGACUUUGGGCAUCGCGGGCUUCCUGGAAGAAUACCCUAAUGAGCCCCUCCUACACUCCUUCCUGGAAAACUUUAGCCCCUACCGCAACACAACCGGCUACAACCCCCUCUAUAACUUCACCGUCGCCUCGAUCCAAAACGGCAACGACACCAAGCUCGGCUAUGGCGGCGAAGCCCAACUCGACAUCCAAUACAGCAUGCCCUUCGUCCAGCCCAUGAACGUAACCUACUUCUCUACGGGUGGCCGAGGCCCGUAUCUCGACGAAAACGGCACCGAAGUGCCCCUCGCCACCAGCCCCAACGAGCCAUGGAUCGAGUUCCUGGAAGCACUGCUCGAGCGCGACGAUCUACCUACUGUGCUCUCAAUCUCCUACACCGACGACGAAGCAUGGAUCCCACGCGCCUACGCCAAGCGCGCAUGCGACCUCUUCAUGCAGCUCGGAGCGCGGGGUACAUCCGUCCUCGUAGCCAGCGGCGACGGCGGCUCUGCCGGCACCGGAUCUUCAGAGUGUAAGAACAACAGGUUCCGCCCUACGUUCCCCGUCGACUGUCCGUACGUCACGAGUGUCGGUUCAACGGCUGCCUACUCCCCGCUUAGCGCAGAGUGGUUCAGUGCAGGCGGUUUCAGCGAGUACUUUGACCGCCCUGCGUGGCAGGACGCGGACGCGAAGAAGUAUAUCGCGCAACUAAACGGGUCGCAUGAUGGAUGGUAUGCGCCUGGUGGACGUGGUACACCCGAUCUCUCGGCUAUUGGAACGCGAUUCGUGAUGGAUGAGAGUGGGAUCAAGCAGAAAGGCACGAGUGCGAGUACGCCUGUGGUUGCGGCUAUGAUUGCGCUUGCAAACGACAAGAGGAUGCGGGCUGGGAAGCCGGCGCUGGGCUUCUUGAACCCCUUGCUUUACUCGGAUGAGCUGAGGCAUGUGUUUGUGGAUGUGACCGAGGGUCAGUCGGGUAGUUGUAUUGUUAACCGCACUGCAGAGCCUGGGUGGGAGACGGCUGAGGGAUGGGAUGCGGCGACUGGCCUGGGCACGUUGGAUUUUACUAAGUUUGUUGAGGCUGUUGCUUAGACAGAUUGCAUAAGCAUAUCGUUAUACUUAGUAACAUGGAGGUCCAAGAGAAGAUUUUGUUAGCUCUCUCUAGACAUACACGCAACAAUUACACAAACCAACUAA